AUUUCUGUUACCCAAGGUCAGAACAGGACUCAGUGGAGGACAAAGGAUUUAACUCAAAAUCCCUCUUGAUGAGAAUAGAUCCUGCCAUAGGUUUGAGCCUGCCCAGGCAUAUUUUGAAAACGGUAGUUCUGGGCCAGAUGCUAUCCUUGUUUAUCUGUGGGACUGCAGUUACAAGCCAGUACCUAGCAGAACAGUACCAAGUGAAUACUCCAAUGUUUCAAAGUUUUAUCAACUAUUCUUUGCUUCUUCUAGUUUAUACAACAAUGCUGGCAUUUAGGACUGGCAGUGACAGUCUUUGGCAAAUUUUAAAACAGAGGUGGUGGAAGUAUAUUUUUUUGGGACUGGCCGAUGUUGAAGCCAAUUACACGAUUGUAAAAGCCUACCAAUACACGACCCUCACAAGUGUGCAGCUGCUGGACUGUUUCGGGAUUCCUGUGCUGAUGGCUUUGUCGUGGUUCAUUCUCCGUGCAAGAUACAGGCUGAUCCAUUUUAUUGCUGUUGCUGUCUGUUUGCUGGGUGUAGGAACAAUGGUGGGUGCAGAUAUUUUGGCAGGAAGGCAGGACAGCGAAGGUAGUGACGUGGUGAUUGGAGAUGUCUUAGUGCUUCUUGGUGCUUCUUUGUAUGCCAUUUCUAAUGUGAGUGAGGAAUACAUUGUGAAAAAUCUGAGCAGAGUGGAGUUUCUAGGAAUGGUGGGCUUGUUUGGGACUAUUAUCAGCGGUCUACAGCUAGCCAUUGUGGAACAUAGGGAGAUAAUGAGAAUUCAAUGGAACUGGAAAAUUGUGUUACUGUUUACAGUCUUUGCCCUGUGUAUGUUUGGGCUGUAUAGCUUCAUGCCAGUAGUGAUUAAAGUUACCAGCGCAACCUCGGUCAACCUGGGUAUUCUGACUGCGGAUCUCUACAGUCUGUUCUUUGGGCUUUUCCUCUUUUUCUAUAAGUUUUCAGGUCUUUAUAUCCUGUCCUUUGUUAUCAUCAUGGUGGGCUUCAUCUUGUAUUGUUCCACUCCAACUCGGACAGCAGAACCCACCGCUUUGCCACAGCCAAGCAGCACUGGCUUGGACAAUGCUGCGCUGAAACUUGAGGAGAACGACAGUGGAACUCCGGCCGUAACUGUACAGGUCACAGGAGAAGAAACUGUGGUGGUCAGCACUGAUUAAAAAAUUGGCAGCAUUUCAAAACAGAGCUUUUUUUUUUUUUUUAACUGCCAAAUUUCCCUCAAAUAUUAAUCUGGAGAAUUGUUCUACUGCCAAGGUAUAUG
This is a messenger RNA of Balearica regulorum gibbericeps (East African grey crowned-crane), 1255 nucleotides long. It is a transcript of the gene SLC35F2, whose product is annotated as solute carrier family 35 member F2. The record is from RefSeq and is a predicted model, not a curated record. Gene Ontology annotation, biological process: transmembrane transport. Gene Ontology annotation, cellular component: membrane. NCBI's taxonomy places the organism in Eukaryota, Metazoa, Chordata, Aves, Gruiformes, Gruidae. Gene Ontology annotation, molecular function: transmembrane transporter activity.